AGGCAUGCGGGAUACCUAGGUUGCGGGAUGCAUCCCGCAUUCUAGGCAGGGCUAUCGCUAUGACACUAUCCCAAAUCCCGCUCCCCUCACUUUAGGCACACCCUCUAUUAUUUCUGCGUUCGUGUGGGUUCUGCAGCAAUUGUGUCGUCGUCGGUGAAAAUUUCAAGUAGAGUUUUCGAGUUCCGGUCUUUUGGAAGUUUUACACAUGCGUGUUUCAUGUAGUGAGCAACUAAUGAUACCGGUCGCAUCUGGGGACUAAAUUCACAUGAAUGAACUCGACUCGUGUCGAUCUGUGCCGACGGCCUUUUUUAACCUGCACAAAAUUUCGAGACUGAAUCAGCCAGGGGAAAGUGCACAUAUGCAGGAGCAGCUGCCAUUCAGUUAGAUGCGACCCAGUUUUAUUCUUAAAUUCAGAGACAAGAUAUUUGAGUGGGAUUUCAGUCAUUCGACGUUGACCAAAGGACCGAAUCGUUUGGAUCUUUGCGUCCACAUAAAAUGACGAUGAUUUCCGUCCUAAUUGUUGUUUAUUUCUUUGCUGCUGCUGUUGCUCUGAACGAUAUCGUGACAACAGAAUCAUCGCAAUAUCCCGUCUCUAAACUUUGCCGCGACAAAUUCUCGACAGCGGAGAAAGGUGCAAUUCAGCCUCUUAUUGUUACCCCAGCAGUUAGCAAUCAGUAGUGCAGUUUCAUCAUUGAGGCGCCUGCUGACCUACUCAUUUUGAUGUCCUGCUCGGUCGUGAACCUCACUAGUCCCGGAAGUGAAUUAGUUUUUUACGGAGGUGCGGAGAUUGUCGUUAACCCACCAGAAGCGAAAAGUGUCUACACUUCAAGGGGCGCCAACAUUUACGUCUUUUCCAGAAUCGAUUCCAAUCGUGACUGGUUCGAUUGCCGAUGGACGACAACUGCCACACCGCAGUCAACCGAAUUCAAACUGUGUCGUGACGGACGAACAACGGCCACUAGCGGGACAAUUGAACGUUUGGAAGGAGGAACGGGAAGGCAAAGGGAAUGCGUGUUCUUCAUCACUGUUCCUCGCCAUCUAGAUAUUCAAAUUUCCUGUUCGAACAUUAGCCUCACUACGCCCGGGAGUUCUCUUCAGAUCCAAGGAGUCAACGGACCUCUGUUUGGAAACCCACCCUUGGCGAAUUUGGUUUAUACUUUGAAUAGGCCCUACCAACAGCAUUUAUCUGUUUUCACGAUUGGACGGCAGCAGAGAUUCGUUUAGGCCUAAAUGCGACUGGACGACUUUCACUGCCGUUUUCACGACUUAUUUCAAACUUUGUCGGGAUGGACGGACUACAUCGGCCAACGGUACCAUUCAGCCUUUGGUCGAUGAGAAAACGAGGGAAUGUUAUUUCACUAUCGACGCUCCAUCUGAUCAUUUGAUUCAAAUUUCUUGCUCGACUGUCAGUUUUUUCAAUUCCGGAAUAAGUUAUUUGAGUUUUCAUGGGAUUUCAGAUGUCAACGUGUUAAAGCCAAUUGUCAAUCGAAUUUACACUUCCACUUCCAAUUUAAUUCAUCUGAAUUCUCAACUCGGAAAUAGGGAUUGGUUUGAAUGCAAAUGGAAAAUUGCCCCGGCUCCAACAACAGCGGAUUUCAAACUUUGUCUUCAUGGGGGGACAAUUAACAUCGUCCACAGGGACUAUUAGACCGUUAAUAGAUGGGGAAGUUGAAGAACCCAGGGAAUGUUAUUUUGAAAUUAAUGUUCCUGACAAUCAACUGGUCCAGAUUUCGUGUUCGGUCAUCAGUUUAAUAAGCCGCGGGAGUUAUUUGCAAAUCAACGGAGUAGAUGAUGACGUGACACAACCCACAGUGAACAAAAUUUACAAUUUGAGAGACACUGGGGUUUUGCACCUCUAUUCUCGAUUCGGUAAUGAGGAUUGGUUCAGUUGCAACUGGACAACAUUUGUUAAGUCAUCCUCGACAGCUAUCAAAGUAUUGGCGACGACGUCAAUUAUCAAUCCUGUGACGACAACAGAGUCGCAAUCUCCUCUUUUCACACGUGAAUAAUAACUUUUAUGUGCAGCACGUAGCAGUAAUUCAAUGAUAAGUUCCAUUUGUCAGUUUGCCUUGAUUGGGAAGUGUACUCUUCCAGUGGAAUAGUAUAUUCAUUAGGCAAUUCAACAACAGGUGAUCCGCAAUAUUGUUACAUUGACAUAUUUGGACCAGUUGGCAGUUUAUGCAAAUGUCCUGCUCAGUCAUCAAUUUGAAAAGUGUUGGAAGUUCAUUAGUGUUGAAUGGAUUCUCUGAAUACUACCUUCAACCGCCAAUUUUUAACCGGAUAUAUACUUCAGCCAGUAAUUAUUUGUCUGUAGCGGCCAAAGUUGGCAAGGAGGAUUGGUUUCAAUGCCAAUGGACUUCAUGGAAUCGACCCACUAGUGCUACCGAUUUCAAAUGUGCUGUUUGUUACCGGACUCAAAUAGAUGUUUUCUUUACAUUUACGUCAUUAUUUCCGUUAUAUUUUUUUUUUUUUUUUUUUGUUUUCCUAGUUUGCCAACAAGGAACAACUAAGGAAGUCAAUGGAACCAUUUGUCCUUUAGAUAACCUAAUAAAUGGACAAAUUCCUAAAAAGUGUUCUUUCCACAUCUUUUCACUUAACUACGACUACGGAAACUAUACCGAUCAGAGGGCACAAUUUUCCUGCUCGCACGUUAAUCUCACUAGCGCAGGAAGUUAUUUGAAAGUCACAAAUUCUUUAGAAAUGGGCUAUGUAGAUGUGCCUGUAGUGAACCGAAUAUAUGUUUCAGAUAUCGCAAUGUAUCAACAGUACAUGAUAUCUCUCUAUUCCCUUUUCACCAUCGGCGAUCAGUUUGAAUGCAAGUGGGACCCAUAUGUACCUCCAACAACCAACGAUUUCAAAAGUUGCCGUGACUCUUCAGCAACGACGGCUAAUGGAACCCUUCAACCAUUUACCGAUUAUGAUACGAAAAUUCCGAGAUGGCGCGAUUUUACUAUUCAGGUUUCUACUGAUAAUUCGGUUCAGUUUUCUUGUUCGGUCGUCAAUCUGACAACUUCUGGAAGUUCUUUGCAAUUGCGCGACUGGAACGGCGCUUUAAUUACUGAGCCACCCAUUACUAACCAGGGAUAUAUUUCAAAGAACUUCAUGAUGGUUGUGUCAGCGCGAUUUUUUUACCCAGAUUGGUUCAAUUGUCAAUGGAAAACCGUUCCGGUACCCUUGGUGAAAGAGCCGCAACAACCCAUUUUUCAAAUGUGUAAUAACGACCACGAAACUAGAUCUGUGAAUGGAACCCUUCAGCCCUUUAAGGCGUAUGCAACAGGACUCCACACCGUUGGAUGUCGUUUCUAUAUUUACGUACCUGUUGAUCAGCGAGUUCAAAUGACUUGCUCAGUAGUAAGAAUGCACCCUGGCUUCUUCGGUGAUGCGAGUUUUAUCAAUUUUUAUGAAAUGGACGGCACAGUUAUAUCUAUGCAGCCACUUGAGAACGAGGUUACACAUCCUUCGGCAACGUUUUGUAUGUGUGGUCAUUUUUCGGCUUCUCAGACUGGUUCGAGUGCAGCUGGACAACAAUAAUUCCUUCGCCGGUUCUUGUUACUUGUUCUAAUAAUAAAGUGUGCGGGCAGAUGUGUUCUAAUGUGACGUCAACGGGAGGGAUUGUACAGUCUCCAAACUUCCCUGAUGAUUAUGGGAAUUUUGACAUGGGCUGUGCAUUUAACAUUGACGUGCCAGUAGGAAAGACAGUCCAGUUGACAUUCAAUUCCUUCAAUUUGGAAACCAAUUAUGACUUUGUUUCUGUUUUUGACGGAACAACAUCCAUGAUUUUGUUGAACGAGGCAACCGGAAACACAAUUCCCUUGGAAGUAACCACAAAAUCUAAUAGGAUGAUAAUCAAGUUUACUACUUCCACCUUAUUUAGGAAAUCCUGGUAUCUAUGGAUGGCAGGCAACCUUCACUGCUAUGAAAGCAUCAACAGCUUUCUCGACUUCAUCGUCGACAACGGAACUCGCUCA
This is a messenger RNA of Daphnia pulicaria, 3968 nucleotides long. RefSeq lists its product as uncharacterized. The coding region runs from base 2179 to 3531 and encodes 450 amino acids. The transcript has 20 exons. The record is from RefSeq and is a predicted model, not a curated record. NCBI's taxonomy places the organism in Eukaryota, Metazoa, Arthropoda, Branchiopoda, Diplostraca, Daphniidae.